GUGUUCGAAACCGUCGCCGCGCCAAGAUGGCGGCGCCCAUGAGGUGCAACGCUUGAGGGGAGAGAGAGAGAGGCCUAGCUUGUGUACACCGGCAGAGGCCAUGAAGCGGGCGGCCCCAAAUGGCCAGGCGCGCAGCAAGAGGCGAGGGCGGCAGAAGCAGAAGGCCGGGAAUCUGCAGAAACUGGGGCUGGCGGUGCGGGAGUUCGUGGCGGCUGCCGGGGGACCCGAGGGCGGCCUCGGCCUCCCCUCGCCUCCUCUGCAGGAGCCACCGGCGUCGAGCAGCCGCAAGAACCGCCGGGAGCUGCGUCGAGAGAAGCGCAGGUUGAAACGGAGCCGGCGGCGGCGUCUCCUGAACGGCGGUGAGGCGGUGAAAAAUCCCCGGCCUCCUCCUUCGGCAGCGCCAGCUGGGAAGAAAGAGGAGAAGGAGAAGAAGCAGGUUUCCUUGCCGGCCCCGGAGCCAGAGAAGCGCCUUCUCCCCGCCGCCGCCGCCGAGGCCCCUCGAAAGAAACCCGGGAAGGCCUCUCCUUCGGCCUCGGCCCUGGCGCGCAAGCGAGCCCUGCUGGCGGCCAACGAGGAGGAGGAGCGGGAGAUCCGGCGGCUGGAGAGGCAGCUGGGGCUCGGCAAGCGUCGGAAGAAGAAGCAGCAGCAGCAGCCGCUGGAAGGGCUGGCGGAGGAGGCGGCGGCCCUGCCUCCCAGCUUCGCCAGGGACGGGCUGGGUUACGUGCUGGGAGCCCUGGAGACAGGGACCCCCUUCUCCGGCCUGUACGAGAGCAGCGAGGGGGAAGGAGAGGAAGAAGGAAAGGGGCCGGAGGAAGAGGGGUCUGAGGAAGAGGGGCUGAGGGGAGAUGAGGAGGUGGGCCUGGAAGAAGAGGCCGAGGAAGAUUUCGCUCUGGAAGAAGACCCAAGAAGCUCAGGAGAAUCCAGUGGUGAAGGAGAAAGCGAGAAUGAAGAGGAAGAAAGCAGAUCCCCUGGCCUAAGGAGCCCAGAGUCUGGAGCCAAGGAACCCACCUCUCCUGAAGAACAGGAUGAGGUCCGUUUAAAAAAAAAAAUUGGAGGAUGUUUAGGGGGUCUGUGAGAUAGACUUAGUGUGUGAGAUACUUAGUGAGAUAGACAUGGGUCAUAGCUCAGUAGUAGUACAUCUGCUUUACAAUUAGAAGGUACUUGGUUAACUUCCGCACAUCCCCAGAUCAGGCUGAAAGAAACUCCUGGAGGCCUGCUGCAAGUCAGCAUGAGCUAUAUGGACCAACGUUCAGACUUGGUACCAGGCAGCUCUGUGUGUUUCCUAAGACAUACCUUUGACAAGUGCACAGCAACAAACUUUCUCCUUGGAGAGCAGCAGCUAAUCUGAGCUUCCCAAUGAGCAUACCUUUCAAACGUCUAUAAGUUAGCAAACCUACAUUUGUCACAGUCACCAUUUACAUUUUUAGGUACAGAUGCCAAUGUUAAAAUGUGAAUAUUUUUACCAUGUUGGCUAUCGCAUUGUCACAGAGCAUUUGUUUCCCGCCUUUCGCAAUAUCAGUGUGCCAAACGUUCGCAUAGGUGGCUUACAUUAUAGUAAAAUAUACAGAACAGGUUCCUUUUCAUUCAUAAAUCACAUGAGAUCUCAAUUUUCAACCAUUUUCUCAAAAAUUAAAUUAUUUAAUUAAUACAUUGUCUUUUUUUUUUCCUUUUCCUUCUUAAAGAAUCCUUGCCAAUAUGCUACAAAGUAUAUUCCCCCACAUAUGCGAAGGUCUGAAGAGACAAUAGAUGCCCCAAAAAGGGAAGAAUUGGAAAGGCUGAGGAAAACACUGAAGGGCCUAAUUAACAGGUAGUAUUUUAAUUUUUUUAUUUUAUUAAAUGUCUCUAGCACCCUUCAUCCGAGGAUCACAAGGCGGUUUACAAUGUAAAAAUGCAGAAAUAUAUAACAUAGUAACAAACAAAAACAAUACCCCCAAAAUACAGUUUAAAAGGCCAGAGAUUGUUUUAUUAGCCAAAGACCAGUGAGAAAAGGAAUGUUUUUGCUUGGUGCCUAAAGGUAUGUAAUGAAGGCAAGCCUUCUUGGGGAGAGUAUUCCACAAAUGGAGAGCCACCUCAGAAAAGGCCUGUUGCCACCCUCUGGACCUCAAGACAGGAAGAAGUAUCUCAGAUGAUGAUUUACAGGACAGUUUGUAUAGGGAGUAUUGAAAUUUUCCUUACAGCCAAGACAGCACAUUUAAGGACUUCUAACUUGCCCUACUCAUGAGUCUGACCAAACUACGGGAGGCAGUGGAAGACAGGAGUGCCUGGCGUCCUCUGGUCCAUGGGGUCACGAAGAGUCGGACACGACUAAACAACAACAAACUUGCCCUACUGCAAUUUUUAUUUGUUGCUCCAAGUAUUAUUGGCAUCACUUUGUGUUCAGUUAGGGGAAGAAAGGCAGGAAAUAAAGCAAACAAAUUGAGCUGAAUGGCCUAUCAGUUUUUCUCAAAUGGACAAAAGUGUUUAUAUAAAUAUAUACUUUAAACACCCAUGAACACACAUUUUGAAAUACAUUUCAUGUGACUGGACGUUAAAAUGAAACAGAACAUUAAAGCUAACGUUAACUUUAUUUCCAUAUGAUUUAUUUUCCGCUAGGUUGAGUGAACCAAAUUUAGCCUCUAUAAGUGGACAGUUGGAGGAGCUCUACAUGGUGAACAGUAGAAAAGAUAUGAAUGAAACGUUGACAGAUAUCCUUCUCAGUGCUUGCGUUACAGAAUCAGCAAUGCCUUCCAGGCUGGUGAUGGAACAUGUGCUUUUAGUUAGCAUCCUUCAUCGGACAGUGGGAAUUGAGGUAAUUUUUCUGAAUCUUCCCCAUUGUUGAGUAGCACAGUAAUAAAGGAACUUUCCUACUACGCCUUUCCUUUUGGUUCUACUAAUAAUUUCAUGACACUUUGGUCAUUUAGAUUUUAUGAUACUUGGUUUUUUAAAAAAACAAUGUCAUACCAGGUGCUGUUAAGCAGAAUGGUAGAAUAUAAAUAUAGUCGUUAUUUCAGAAAAUAUUCAUUAAGUAGUACUUCACACCUUUGUGAUGAAAAAGCCAAGGAUCUUUGCAUGUUGACCACAGAGAAAAGCAACUUCUGCAAAUUUCACUCUGUGUAUUCUGUAGUAAUGAUUUGUUUGCCAUAGUUCUAUUAAAACUAAUAGGAGGUUUGACACUGGUUUCUAGGAGCCUGGAGUGCAUGUUCUGAUUUCCAGCCAUUUCUGAAAAAGGGCAUUUGUUAUGAAGGACCACAGUUAAUCACAUACUUGUACUUCUCUCUCUGGCCUUACUUUUUACAAUUCUGCCCACCUCCCCACAAAAAACUCACACAUGUACACACACACCUGCAACUUCAGGAUUAUGCUUCAUGCAUCUGAUGGACUAAAGUCAAGGAAAGCUUAUGUCAAGGAAACAAAUUUGUUGGUCUUUAAGGUGCCCCAAGGCUCUUUGUUGUUUUUGCUGCACAAUAGUAGUAUAGCUACUUACUGAAAAGGGGGCAUUUGUUUAAACAAAGGAGCACUUCAGUUUUUCUGUAAUCAACCAAUACCCAUAAUUAAUUGAAUAAAAUUUGUAGAAAGAGGGGCUCAUUAGUAUUUGAGUUUCACAUCUUUUCCCUCAAGAAGGCAAACUUGAAAUGACCUCAAGGUCACUUACCAUAAUAAAACAAUAAGGUGGCGUUGGCAGUCUGAAAGUCAGCACAGUGGCGUGGCUAAAAUGUUGGACUAGGGAUGGUGAGACCUGACAGGGCAUAGGGGUGUGUGACUUGCUCCUUUACAUUAAAGGUAAAGGACCCCUGACAGUUAAGUCCAGUCGCGAACGACUCUAGGGUUGUGGCACUCAUCUCGCUUUACUGGCCAAGGGAGCCGACGUUUGUCCACAGACAGUUUUUUCCAGGUCAUGUGGCCAGCAUGACUAAGCUGCUUCUGUUGAAACCAGAGCAGCGCACAGAAAUGCCAUUUACCUUCCUGCCGGGACAGUACCUCUUUAUCUACUUGCACUUUGACGUGCUUUCGAACUGCUAGGUUGGCAGGAGCUGGGACCAAACAACAGGAGCUCACCCCAUCGUGGGGAUUCGAACCGCCGACCUUCCGAUAGGCAAGCCCAAGGCUCAGUGGUUUACACCACAUUAUCAGUGUGUGAAUUUUCUGCAGUCACAAGUUCAUUUUAAUAACUGACUUGCCUUGUAUACAGGAGCAUCACCAUCCACUGCAAUCUAAGGCUGUUUUCAAAAGUGGUGCUUAAGUGGACUUCUGUGCUUCUCUAUGAAUGACAUUGAACAUCUACACUUGUUCUUUCUUAAUCACCUUGAUACAGCUCAUUAGCAUUUGCAAGGGUGUCCUGCCAAACUAAAAUUCAUUCAGAUAUCACUUGUGAAAUAAUCUUGAGUGAAAGGACUUGUCUGUGUAAUGCAGCCUAAUGCAGUGAUUAGUAAUCUUAUGCUAGCACAGCAGCUAAUAUUAUAUAUUAUUAUAUAUGACUUUUAAAUUGCUGGUCAGCAAAUUUUAGGACCACAACAUUAGUUAUACAUUGUUGGCUUUCUGUUUUAAAGUGUUUAAAUGGUCAGCAGCUCAUGGAUCAUGUUUGUGUGUUAAAUGUUCCAGGUUGGUGCUCACUUUUUGGAAACUGUGGUGCGGCAAUUUGAUGAAGUCUACAAAAGUGAAGCUGAAGGGAAAGAAUGCGAGAACCUCCUUAUCUUAAUUGCUCAUUUGUAUAACUUUUAUGUAGUGCAUUCACUGCUGAUCUUCGACAUCUUAAAGAAGCUAGGUAGCACUUUUUCUGAAAAGGAUAUUGAACUAAUUCUGCUGCUGCUGAAAAAUGUAGGCUUUUCCUUGAGGAAAGAUGAUGCUUUGGCCCUAAAAGAACUUAUCACGGAGGCCCAGAAAAAAGCAAACGCAGUAGGAAAGCAAUUCCAGGACCAGUCAAGGGUAUGAAUGCCUUUUUAAAGUACCUUUUUGGGGUAACUUUUUCAUCAAAAUGUGGUAUCCCAUGCUUUCUGGGAUGGAAAGAAUCUGUCAGCGGAACAAGGGGCGAGGCAUUUUUUGACAAUUUUUUCUUCAUCCUCUAGAGUAGAUUUGGGGGACACUGUGGGGGAAGGAAUCCCUAAAAAUCCUCUUCAACCAGGCCUUUGGCUGAUUAACAUGUGAUACUCUUUUAAAUGUGUUGUAGGAUGGGGGGUUGUUGAUUUGGUUUUUGUUCUUACAUUUGUUAUGUAUUUUGUGUUUUUUUAUGUUGUGAACUGCGCCGAGAUCUGCAGAUGAAGGGCAGUAUACAAAUUUAAUAAAUAAUAGAAAUAAUCACCUCCCUCUCCCUGUUCCAUCAGCAGACAGAAAGCACUGAAUACCAUCCUAAAACAGUUUGGUAGGAACUUUAGUAUCCCUAUAUUUUCCCAACACCACUUGCACUAUGCUAUGAUGUGUUGGGCAUUCCCUGGAAAACUUACAAACAUUUGAUUUUGUUUGACGCAUUUAAAAAUUGGUCUUAGGGGUGGGUAUAAAACUUCAGUUCUAGUCCAUUUUUUUAUGCUACAGUUCUUUGCCGUUUUAGGUACUGGAACAAUAAUGCAGACUUACUGUCUUUCUCUAAAGGUUUGUUUCAUGUUGGAGACCAUGCUGGCACUAAAAAACAAUGACAUGAGAAAAAUCCCUGGGUAUGAUCCAGAGCCGGUUGAGAAACUAAGAAAGCUGCAGAGGACACUGGUAAACUCCAUGAAAAACCAUAUUGCUAUGUUUCUUUCAUACACUGUGAACAGACUUGAGUAUUAGCAAAAGCUGCUACUAACAUCCUGGGCCUUAGGAGCUCCUUAUAUAGAAGAGUUGACUGCAACAAGGUUUGGUUUUCAGUAUGAGCAUUGGCUGCUGAGUUUACCAGUGGUUCAAAAAGAGGAACACUUUCAGUUCAAGUAAACCACAGCCUGGGUUUCCAUCAUAUCUGCUACCAGAUGUAACUGGAGGACAUCUAAUUAGGCUGACAACUAGGUAUAAAACUCUUUAUUUUAAAAAAUCUUCUGACAUAGCAUUCUUCCUUUCUGUAAGACUCAUAAUAGCAGUUCUGGAAAAGAAGCUCAACUUCGAGUGUCAUUGGAAUCUCUCCUAACUGCUGAACAAGUUGGUCGGUGGUGGAUUGUUGGGUCGUCAUGGAGCGGAGCGCCAAUGAUUGACAGCACCAGCAACCAAAUGCAACCAAUACUAACUGUAGGAAAGGUAAGUGUGAUCCUCCCUAUUAACGUCAUUCUGGAAGUGUGUCUUAAGACAAUCUCCCAAAGAAUAGUCUUGCUCUAGGGAUUCUUAAUGAGCAUAAAUGAAGGUAUUUGUGGUGGUUGUGCUUAGAAAUGUGCUUAUUCCUUUCAAAAUCUGUUCAAAGGUACAGACAUACAUCAUUUUAUUUGUAUGCCGCAUUUCCAUAGUUAAAAUCAAGCUCAAGGGGGCUUCAUGGCAGAAAACUGGUGCGAGCAAGUUCCAGAUCAAAUCCUUGUUGCUGCUUUUUCUUCAAAAUAAUAAUAAUACAGUGGUACCGUGGUUUAUGAACUUAAUCCGUUCCAGAAGUCCGUUCUUAAACCAAAGCAUUCUUAAAUCAAGGCGUGCUUUCCCAUAGCAGCGGGGGACUCAAUUUACAAACUGAACACACUCAACAGGAAACAGCACAUGUUCUGCUUCCAAGUAAAAGUUCACAAACCAAAACACCUACUUCCAUGUUUGCAGUGUUCUUAAUCCAAGUUGCUCAUAAACUAAGCUGUUCUUAAACCAAGGUACCACUGUACCCAUUUUAAUCGCACUUUUCAAAAAGUAUGAAUAACAUACUAUGUAGUUUGGCCCUGAGGAUUACAUUUUGAAAAUACCUGGGUUUCCUCACUUCCUGAGAAAGUUAUGUAGCUUGAAAGCCAAACAUUUGACUUUGCUCAUAUUCCUGAUGAAGAUGUUACCCGACUGUUUGAAAUUAUGAAAUUCAUCCGCGAUAUUAAGAGUUUGUGAAAUGUUAAGUUUUCAACCCUUUCCCCUACUCAGGUGAGUUCGAAGAUUCUGGAGCUUGCUCGUAAGCAAAGAAUGAACACAGAUAUUAGGAGGAAUAUAUUUUGUAUCUUGAUGACUAGCGAAGACUUUUUGGAUGCCUUUGAAAAACUUUUAAAGUAAGUAGUCACCAGGGUAGGAUGAUUUCAGAAACUUAAGCCACUCUUUGGAUGUGAAAUACCUUUCUUGUGAAUAAGAACUGACAAAGCCUUAGCUGGAGCAAGUGUACAUUCUGCCUGGUGCAAACCCGAAACAAUUAGAAACAUUCUUACAAUGCAUUGCAUGUUUAUUCAGAAGUAAAAUAUUCAAUGGAGCUUACUUUCAAGUAAUUGUGCAUAGGAUUGAAACCUAAGAUACAAUCCCAUUUUUGAAAAAGAGCUUGCUUCAUAGAGGGAGAAAAUAAUUUUUUUGCACCUUUUUGUGAAUUUAGGCCUGUUAACUGAAAUCAGAUGGCCGGUCCUGAUGGUUUGCUUAAAGUGUUGCCUGAUGGAUGUAAAAAAAAGCACCUUAACGUUCCUUUAAUGGCUGUGGAUGUUCUCCUGAAUGGGCAAUCUAUCUGCAGGGGGUGGGAUCUCAAGCUAGUGCUCUGCAGGGUGAAGGGGACAGCAUGAAAGUGAGAGGCUGAAUUUGAAGAGGAGAGUUUUAGCUUGGGUUAGCUAAACUGGAGCAGCCUUGUGUGUGGCUGCGCUGACAGCUUUCUGAGGUCUGAUGGAGCAGCAGCAGACGUGCUGUCUGCCUGUUUCCCAUAAGCUAUUUUUGUAAACUUUAAAUUAAAUGAUUUUUUAAAAAUCACAAAUUUCUCUCAUCCAAAGGCAGGUGCCCACACUUGCUGGGUCAAGGAUUCUUUAUCCUUAAUCAAGAAAGGCUACCAGAUGCCUCUAGCAGGCUCCACUUGCUCAGCAGUUUGAAUAUAAAUAAAUAAAUUUCUAAGUACAUAUCUGUGCAAGAGAGGGACCUGUCCCUCAAGCCUUGAAGAAGACUCAAGUACUUGAUAGUGAGGACAAAUAGGUUUCUCGGUAAGACAAGCUGAUUCUUGGACCCUGUCAAAAUGAAAUGAAACCCUAUUAUGCCGCUCCUGGAAACUUUUGCCAUGCGCAAAGCAGAGAGUGCAUUAACACUGGGGUCUGGAAUAUGAGCUGUUAUGACAAACUGGGACCUAGUAUAAAUCGAACCAACAUGGAAAGAACAAGACUCCCAAGGAAUGUGAGGCAAUCCUGAAAGUGAGCCUGGAGGUUGCAUGGCAGGAGAUGAGGGUCUUGAGUAAUCAUCAGCUGCAAUGGGUCAAGGUUGACCCUGAAAUCCAGCUUCUUAGCUCUUAGUCGUGGGUGGGAUGACUGAGCAGCUGAGGAACUGUCUGCUCAGGAGCCUGUCGGCAGUGAUGAGAAUAAAAAAGCUGGAAGAAACUUUUAGUAAAGCUGCUGGGGAAAAGCUCUGCCAGAGUUGAGCAAGAGAAAAUGCUCUCCACACUGGAAGUGAGUGGUUUGCAGAGAAACUAGCUAGAGCCUUCAGCCAUGAGCAAGAACAACCUCUUCUUGAGCCUCUCUUCUCUGUGCCAUGAAAGUUUAAGUGGGUUGGAGAAGGCCCUUAAAUUUGCACACCCCAGAGGCAACACCAUACAGUGGGAAUAAUUCAGAAGCCUGAAACUCAGGGAAGUAAACAAAUGGAGAAGCUUAGUAAAGGUAAAGGGACCCCUGACCAUUGGGUCCAGUCGUGACCGACUCUGGGGUUGCGGCGCUCAUCUUGCUUCAUUGGCCGAGGGAGCCGGCGUACAGCUUCCGGGUCAUGUGGCCAGCAUGACUAAGCCACUUCUGGCGAACCAGAGCAGCUCACAGAAACACCAUUUACCUUCCCGCCGGAGCAGUACCUAUUUAUCUACUUGCACUUUGACGUGCUUUCAAACUGCUAGGUUGGCAGGAGCAGGGACCGAGCAACGGCAGCUCACCCCAUCGUGGGGAUUCGAACCGCCGGCCUUCUGAUCGGCAAGUCCUAGGCUCUGUGGUUUAACCCACAGCGCCACCCGCGUCCCUCAUGGAGAAGCUUAUCUGCCUCUAUUAGAGGUCCUGUCCACUACCACUGGGGGCAUGGGAGGAGAGGAAGAUUUCAUGGCAGCUCCCUGGAGUGAAGUCAGUCUUAGCGGAAUAUGCUCCUAGAUAAAGACAUAUUGUAAUGGAACAGGAUCAGUGCAUGUGUAGUAAAAAGCGGAAGGGGUAACAAAUCUGCAGGAGAUUCAUGAGCCUGGCACAUUACAAUUCCUGCUGAACAACUCAGGGGUUUCUUGGCAAAGAACUAUUCGCUGCAAGACUGUUUGACAUUCACAUGUUCCUUAUGGAAGCAUGCUUAGAAAUGGCUUACCAAGCAGACGUAAAAGCUACAGACAUUGAAUGCUAUGGAGCCCUUGGGCAAGGUGUGUUGUGUCAGUAGAGUGGUGUGUUUGGAAUCAGCUGUUUUAGUAUCUUCCCUACUUCAGGGAUUUGGGGUGCCUAGGUAGUAAUGCCUUACAAAUAUUAGCUGCCAAGCUGCUUGUUCGAUUCGGGUGUGGAGGCAGGUAUCACAUUUUGGUGAUUGAAUGCACUGACAAAUUAGGUAAAUAGCAAGAGUAAACCUCACCCUGCUUUUGUUGCUGAAAUGCCAUUCAUCUCAGAAGUCUUCCUAAUGUAAUGGAGGACAGAGGAGGAACGGCUUAUGAUUAAGGAUAUUCUGAUUCAUGUUCUGAGAAACUGGGAGCCAAACGAGUGCCUGUGUAGGAAUGCUCUGGGGGCCUUGUUACUGGUUGGAAUUUGUUUUUUGUCUAGAGAAGUAAAUAUAAUUGAUGCGGAAAUAUUCUGUUAUGGAAAUAACUAAUCAUAGUUCACUUGUAUGUUUUUGGCUACUUGCUACUCCAGUUCUCUGUUCCCAAGAGAACCUUCAGCCAGGAGCUAUUUAAUGGUAGCUGAACCACUUUUGAGAGAGGGGAUGGUAUGACUUUGUCCAUCUAUCUGAUUACUGUAAAUGGUCUGUCGUUAUGGCUUUCCCUAAAGUGUCCCCUGAUGGGAUCUGACAAAAGAGCCUUAAUGUUCCUAUAAUGGCUAUGAAUGUUCUCUUGAAUGGGCAAUCUACCUGCAGGGGGUGGGGUCCAAAACCAGGACUCCGCAGGGUGUAUACAUAUGAGGGAGGGUGGGAGAGAAAAGGUCAUUUGAAUUUAGAGAUGAGACCUGCGAUUUUUAGCUAGAGUUGUCUAAAUUGAGAUAAAGCCUCAGAAGGAGGUACUCUCUGGGAUCUGAUGCAACAUUUGCAGGUUUGCUGCCCGGUGGACUGCCUGUUACUAUCCAAUAUGCUUUGUUUGUAUAUUAACUAAAACAUAUACUAUAAGGCUACAACACAAGUCUCCAGUGCUCUUUCAUAUGUAAUGUUGCUCCCAGAGUUAAUCACUGCUCAAGAAAGCGGCAAGAAUCCUCCAUUUGAACAAGUAGGCAGCAACAUUAUUUAAGAUUCUGAUGCAAGAGUGGACCCUACGUCUAAAAAGAUGAGAAACAGUUGCCACUCAGAAAAGCAAAAGAUCUCUUUAAAGUGUGUGUAAGAGAGAGGCUGCUUUUUGCCUUAAAUGAGGCAAAUGGCACACUUACCAAGUGAAGGAAUCCUUUUCUGUUUAAACCCAAUCAGAGAAAGCCCAAACAAGGAAGCACUUGAAAGAGUGAAUAUGGAAGCUCAAUCAAGUUUCUUAGUUGGAGAGUGCCUAGUAGGAACACAUUUCUAUGCACCCUUCUUGUUGUGUGCUUGUGAGGUUUCUCGAAAAUUUAAGUCCCAUUAACCAACUCAGCUGCAGCUGGCUUAAAUUAAACUCCAAUUUCUUUUACAAAAACAUUAUUACUGUAAGCAAGCAUAUAUGCACAAAUGUAACGGGAGGUCCCACUAUCUAAAAUUCAGCUAUGAAUCAUUGUUGUGUAUGAAAUGUGAGGUACUCACUUCAUGGAUUUCAGUGGGCCUUCAGCUGCAUCUUCAGGUUAAAGGCCACCUGUCAUAAACAUUUGAACAAUGGUACUAAAUCUGCAGAAUAAAUAUAUGAGAACCUUAGUGUUUUGGCAUCCGCAUAUCUCCCUAUGUUCAUUCUCAGCUCUUGGGUCAGGAAUUGCCAAUAUUUUUUACUCUGUGGGCACAUCUGCAAACUGAAGAAACUUGUGGGCACCACAUACACACCUCAACCAAGCACAAUUUAUUAUAUUGGCUACAAAAGAAUGCUUCUUUCAAGUAUAAUUUCAGUGGGGCAGUGGUGUGACAGGGAGGGUCUCAUGUGACAGGGAGAGCACCAUUGGUGACCCUUGCCGCUAGCUACAGAAAUUAGUUGCAUUACUUCUGAUUCUCUUGACUAAUAACAUCUUGUGGGGCGAUCAGUGGCAUUGUUUGCUACAAAUUGCACAUUAUUGUUCCAUUGACUUCACUGAAAAGUGGCUUGGUGUAAAAUGAAGCAUUUUAUCUAUACCUUAGCAAAAUCAGGCCAUCCCAGCCAUGUAGUUCAUCUCCGACUGGGUAACUAUAGAUGAAAGCCUCAUUUUGAAAGGAUGCAAAUUUUGUGCUUGACACUCUCUGCAUUAUAAUAUUAAGCAUUUUUCAUUUUAAUUGGCUUUAGUGCUGCCAAGCAUUUGACAGCUCUGGAAUCUAAAUCAGACUUAUUUGACAGAACAGGUACAGCACAAGUUAAGACUAUUCCUUGCCAACAGCGUCUUAAUCCUCUGCGUGGUCCAGCUCUGUGAGUAAGGAGGCCGUUCAAUCCUGCCAGACUUUCUGCUGAGACAGCCAGUGGGAACUCAUUAAUGCUGAUUAUAUUUUUGUAAUUAGGUUGGUUGAAAUCCCCAACACCCUCAAUUAGGAAUUGGAAAAACUUGAGAGGGUAGUUUUUCCUUCGGUCACCCACUAGCAAUUUCUUAAUUCAGAAUAGCUUGGCCUCCCCUUGGCCUGGUGCUCUCUUGAUGCUUUGCACUACAGCUCUCAUCAGCCCCAGGAAGGACAGCUGGUAGUAGAUAACCCAGAUUUUUGUAACCCAGAGGCCAAACAUAGAAUUGUAGAGUUGCUAGGGACCCUGAGCAUCAUCCAGUCUAAGCCCCUGCAAUGCAGGAAUUUGCAAUUGUCCGAUCAAACCUGCAACCUUGUUGUUAGCAGCACCACACUCUAACCAACUGAGCUAUCUACAUAUUGUCAUACUGAGAGAUUCCCUCUCCCAAUUCUUUUGAACACCACUGCAUUCAAAGAUGGAUCGUAGUCCUACCUACCCUUCCUAUCAAGACUUUUCUCUUUAUAAAAAAAUUAGUAAUCGUUCCACAACUGUAUAUUAUGCAAAGCAUGCAGUUAAGAAUGCUUUCUUCUCCAGAAACCCAUGGUAUGGAUCUUGUUGUCCAUAUAUUAUUGAAAUCAUUAUGCAGAAUACACUGCAAUGAAGAAACUGGUUUGGCAUAAACUAUUUAGAUCCUUUUUUUUUUUAACUUGAUGCGUAAUGGAUUGAGUUCGAGUCAAGAAUGAAUUGGGUGGCAGUAACUCUUCCAUUUUAUGGUAGUUCAGCCUAAACAUUCAGGAAAUGGAAUUUACAUAAUGGCAAUUGAUGUUUUAGGCUUAGGCUGAAAGAUCAGCAGGAGAGAGAGAUUGUCCAUGUCCUCAUAGACUGUUGCCUGCAAGAGAAGACUUAUAACCCCUUCUAUGCAUAUUUGUCUGCCAAGUUUUGCGAAUAUGAAAAGCGAUUCCAGGUAAGCUAAGAACUUGUCUUUCUCUUUACUGGUUGCACCUUUUAAAUUUCUGGGAAUGAAAGUGGUGUUAUCAAAUGGUAAUAUAUGGUAGUUAAAUACAUGACUGCUAAAUGUAAUAGCUGCAUUUAUGUAGAAAAUACGUUUCGGGUAGGGGGGGGAGCCAUAACCCUUUCAUAUGUAAAGCCAAACAACAGCAUUGUCUCAGAAAGGAACCACAGCUUAGUGAUGGAUUGUAUGGAAAAUAUUUCAGAGUCAUUCCCUGCCAUAUCCAUUUAAAUGAUUUGGAGCACAUGAAAGUAGACACACAGAGAGAGAGAGAGAAAGAGAGAGCGCAAAUACACAUUCUGGGACCAGUGUGCUCCAGUGUUUAAAUUAAUCCUCAAUUCUGUAUUUAGUAAGGGACAGUCUCUCAUGACAAGGGCACCAUAAGGCAGGAACCUGUAGCUGGAGGCAUAAGAGAUGCUGUCUGCCCUUUCACACAAAUUACCCUCCCUCUGUCCUCUUUCUCCUUGAAGCAACUCCAAGGGAAGGAAUGACUGAUGAUGCAAGCGUCAGGGAGAGGACAAAUCCAUUCUCUAGCAAAGAAUGGUCUGCAUGAUCUCUCCUCCUUUCCAAGGAGGCCAGACCAGAAGAAAAAGCAAAAAAAAAAGGGGGGGAAGAUAAAAAGGGAAGAUCUCUCUCCUGUACCCUACUCUCUUCCACUUCUGAUCCUCCAACUGGUUUACGUCUAAACGUUUCCCUCUGGAGUCAGAGGCUAUCACCAUUUGGCCUGUCAGAAUGUACUGCACAUAACUUACAAUGCUGCAGCAAGUAAUUAACUGCACAAAGUGAUCCUGCCUUAUAUUGAUGGUUUGGGGCAGGAGGUCAGCUGGUGAAGCUAGCACCGUAUCCUAUGACCUGCCAUAAUACCAUGGGGGGAAGGUGGGUAGCUUUGAUUGCAGUGGAGGAGAAUGAACUGUGCCAACCCCUGAGCUGGGAUAGGGCUGUGCCAGUUUCUGGGACAUGUCCAGGAAAUAAAGGGGCUUAGAUUUGGUGCCCCUGUGCCCACCCCAGCGUGCCCCACUUUACCUCUAAGCAUUCUGAAGGCAGGGCAGCGUCCUCCAGUGAUAUAAAUGUCAACCUGCUAGUGUUACCUUCCUCUCUGCCAGCAGAGCAGCACCAUAGAUUGCCUUUUGAGGCCCCUCAGCCAGCUUACCUGUGAGAGUAGGAUUGUUAAUAAACAGCCUUUUCUCUUUUUUUUUUUUUUUAAACCAGAUGACAUUCCAGUUCAGUAUGUGGGAUAAAAUAAGAGAUUUGGGGAACCUGUCCACUACUGCUAUAUCAAAUUUAGUUAAUCUCUUGGCUCAUCUGUUGAAGACUAAGUCUCUGUCCCUCACUGUUUUCAAGGUAAGCAAAACUCUUGUUGUUGUUGUUGUUGUUUUGAAAAACUUUACUUUUAGAUCUCCUGAUAGACUCAUGCAUAAUGUGCAUGUUCUUUGGUAUGUAACGUCACCUAACAAGCAAGGCAAAGCAAAUGGUUAUUCUAUGGGGGGAAAUCUAGGUUUGCAACAGUAUCCAUGCAGGGGUACCCAGGGUGAUGCUGUUUGACCACAUCUGCCAUCAGCCCCAACCAGCAUGGCCAGUGGUUGGAAAUGAUGGGAACUGUAGUUUGACAAAAGCUGGCAAGUGCCCUCUUAGCUGCCCUUGAGGGUGUUAAGAUUUAAGCAAGUUGCUGUUGAUCUCAUGUUUCAUGAAAUCUUUCCCACUUCUUUGUUAAUCGGCCAGUAUGUGCAAUAAGCAGAUGUCUUUUUGCAUUGAAUUCACAAUUAAGCUUUAGAUCCCAUUGUAUAUUCAAACAGGUGAGCUGAGCUCUCUGGAAUUAUUAAUGACUGUUCUUUUGGUAAUAGUCUACAGGUGAUUUAUUUAAUACUAAUAACAUUAGCAUUUUCAUGACAGCUUAAUAGCUUGAGAGUGUCUUAAGAGUUUUUGACAUUUCAUUGCUUUUUAACUAGGUAAUUGAAUUCAGUGAAUUAGACAAGCCAAAAGUCCACUUCUUACGACAAGUACUGUCUGCACUGUUCUUGAAAACAGAUCCAGAAGAACUAAACCACAUCUUUGGAAAGUAAGUCAUCCCAGGGGUUCCAGGUAGAAUUUGUCAAACCAUCAUUGUAAUGAUAAAAGGGCUUCUGUCUCAGGUAGUGUUAGAAACUGAGAUAUGAAAGCUGGGAGCUAAAUGGCACCUUAUACCUAGGAUAUGAGCGCAACAACAGAAUGUCUAGGUGCACUUUUUAAAAACAAGAAUACAAAGCUGAAAGUGAAUGAACUGCAGCUAAAAUAUGUUGAUUUUUCACAUGGUCUAGUCCUUCCCCUGCCCGGGUCUCUUCAGUCUUCAAAGAGUAGCUGGAAGUGGGGAAGCAGAAAAAGGUCCUCCUUUCCUUCCACUCUGCAGUUUUAAUCUGAAAUCUUAGGUGCAGUCCUGCUCCCAGAGCUCAGAAAACUGCUUGCGCUAAUGAAAUUCCCUGUCGCAAAAUGCACCUUGAACAAUGGGAGUUUCAAACACUGGUCUCAGGUAAAGGUAAAGGGACCCCUCACCAUUAGGUCCAGUUGUGGCCGACCCUGGGGUUGUGGCGCUCAUCUCGCUUUAUUGGUUGAGGGAGCUGGCGUACAGCUUCCGGGUCAUGUGGCCAACAUGACUAAGCCGCUUCUGGCGAACCAGAGCAGCGCACGGAAACGCCGUUUACCUUCCCACCGGAGCGGUACCUAUUUAUCUACUUGCACUUUGACGUGCUUUCGAACUGCUAGGUUGGCAGGAGCAGAGACCGAACAACGGGAGCUCACCCCGUCGCAGGGAUUCGAACCGCCAACCUUCUGAUCAGCAAGUCCUAGGCUCUGUGGUUUAACCCACAGCGCCACCCGCAUCCCCUGGCCUCAGGUAGAAUUUGUCAAACCAUCACCUUACUGUCAAAAAGGGGUUCUGUCUUUUCUCCCCAUUACUGUAGUUUAACUGGAACUAGAAGCUGGAACAUUUCAGUUCUUCUGCAGAGCCCUAAUGUGGUUUUCCUUAUGGUGUCACCAGCCUAGCCAUACAAUGCUCCAGAGUAUUUUGUAAGCCUCUAUCCUGCUUGCCUGGCUGUACCCUAUUAGUGAUGUAACAUCGCCCUAAAGAAAACACUGGGUUGGUUAACUUGCAGUUCUUUGUGUUUUUCCAGGUUGGCUGACAACCCAAAAUUGGGAAUGCUGCAUGAAGGCUUGAAGCUUUUCCUCACCCAUUUCUUGCUGAAGAAUAAUCAAGCUCACAAAAAUGUUGAAGAAGCCACUUUGCUAAAAGAGAGAAUUGAACUAGUGACUAGGACUUUGAAAGCAAAAGAAUCUAAAUUAAAAUUAUAGCGUUAGGCCUAAUAAUUUUUAUCUAUGGGAAAUGCAGACUUAAUGGGGGCAGGGGAAUAACUUGAAUUGGGUGGUCUUUCAUAAACAGCAGACCUCAUGUUCUGAUCAGUUCCUUCACAAUAAUGUGGAGCUGGAUUAGGUUUGAUAUUCAAACUGGCUAGUAUUUAUUAUCCUUCUGUUAAAAGACAAAACACAGUCACUAGUGAAGACUUAAUAAUCUAUACAGUGUAUUUUUGAAAAUAAAUGUUUUGUACCCUUGCAUUUU
This is a messenger RNA of Podarcis lilfordi (Lilford's wall lizard), 16323 nucleotides long. NCBI's taxonomy places the organism in Eukaryota, Metazoa, Chordata, Lepidosauria, Squamata, Lacertidae. The record is from the annotation of a GenBank genome assembly.